Molecule: messenger RNA, 1110 nt
Organism: Felis catus (domestic cat)
Lineage: Eukaryota; Metazoa; Chordata; Mammalia; Carnivora; Felidae
Gene: NCR3LG1
Product: natural killer cell cytotoxicity receptor 3 ligand 1
Exons: 5
Coding region: 129-1094 (321 amino acids)
Biological process (GO): heterophilic cell-cell adhesion; homophilic cell-cell adhesion
Cellular component (GO): adherens junction
Source: RefSeq, a predicted model, not a curated record
UGUCUCUGUUGCUGAGGGCGGGUUGACUUCCGUAGGGGAAGCUUCUGGAGACAGCUUAGUAGGCGGACCCAGGCUCCAGCCGGUCCUUUGAGCAAGUGGGCGCAGCCAGAUCGCACGUGGCAGUGGACAUGGCUCACGGGUCGGAAGGCCGUGUGUCGCGGGGCUGCAAGCUGCCUCUCCUGCUCCUUCAUGUGUCUCUGCCUCUACUUCUGUUCCUGUGGCAUUCGCCGCCCAGCGCAAGUUCCCUGCGUGUGAAGAUGGCGGGGACAACUCAGACUGUGCUCCUGAAUGACAAUGCCACUAUUUUCUGCCAAGUCUAUGGUGACCCCUCCCCAAACAUAACCAUUAUGGGUGUCACCUGGUUUUGGAAGAAUCCAGGGUCUGCAACAGAAGUUAAGCUAUUUGAGUUUUUUGGAGGCCAACACAUGACAGGUCGACCUGGAGCCAUGGUGCCUCUUAAGAGUUUGGAGAGUGGGAAUGCCUCACUGCAGCUGCCAGGGAUCCAGCUGAGGGAAGCAGGAGAGUACCGAUGUGAGGUGGUGAUCACCCCUCACAAAGCAGUGGGACAAGUCAAGCUGGAGGUUGUGGCUUUCCCAGUCAGCAGCUUGUUUCCAGAGCAAGCCAUAGUGAAAGAAAAGCAAGAAACACUUAUUUUGUGUAUGUCAAGUGGGUUCCACCUUGACAACAUUACUAUUACGUGGAAAAAAUUAUCCCAGAAGGAUCCUCAGGAGGUUUUUGAAGGCAUCAUCACUAAUCACACCAUCGAGAAUGGUAUGUUUAAUGUCACUAGCUUCUUGAUGCUGAAGCCCUCUCUGGAAGACAAUAUGACCAUCUACCAGUGUGUGAUAUAUCACAAAUCCUUGCCUACCCCUCAGAAGCUCAAUUUCACCUUGACUGUGAUAGAAUCUGAGAAGACAGCUUGGAGUUUGAACAAUUUUUUCUACAUUGGAGUCCCCUUGUCACUUGCAGUGAUUUUAUUAAUUAUUUAUCUUUUAAAAAAGGCACGACCCCAAACACGUCCCUUAUCCUGUGUCUUGAAAGCUUCUUCUCAAAACACCCAAACCUAUACAGCAGAGACUGAGGAAUUAAAAUGAGGUGCUGUCAUUAUGA